Messenger RNA from Lolium perenne, 1678 nucleotides. RefSeq names its product serine carboxypeptidase-like 34. Lineage: Eukaryota; Viridiplantae; Streptophyta; Magnoliopsida; Poales; Poaceae. Gene Ontology annotation, biological process: proteolysis. The record is from RefSeq and is a predicted model, not a curated record. Gene Ontology annotation, cellular component: vacuole. Gene Ontology annotation, molecular function: serine-type carboxypeptidase activity.
ACACUGGUUCCACAACACCAUGAAGUUCACCUUAUCUUGGUUACUACUUGGUCCUGUUGCACUGGCACUCUGUUGCCUAGCUACAGCACAACCUGGUAGUGACACAACCAGCCUCGAUGUGGCCACAAUGGCCGCGCAAGAGCUCGACCGCGUCAUGUGGCUGCCGGGGGCACCGAACUACUCACCUGCAUUCAAGCAGUAUUCCGGUUACGUCAUAACUGACAAGCACCUCGGCAAGGCACUGUUCUAUUGGUUCUUUGAGGCGAUGGACAAGCCUGAUGAGAAGCCAUUGGUCUUAUGGUUAAAUGGAGGACCUGGCUGUUCUUCUGUUGGGUUUGGGCAGGCACAGGAGCUCGGGCCAUUUCGUGUGAAGAAAGAUAUUCCUGAGCUUGAGCUCAAUCAUUACAGCUGGAACCAAGCUGCCAACUUGCUGUUCCUGGACUCUCCAGCCGGCGUUGGAUUUUCAUACACAAACACGUCUUUCGAAAGUGAUCCGCCUGGCGACAAUUCCACCGCACACGGUUCAUAUGCCUUCCUCGUCAGGUGGUUCCAGAGGUUCCCCCAGCACAAAAUGAAAGAGUUCUACAUAGCCGGAGAGAGCUAUGCGGGACACUACAUUCCCCAGCUAGCUAAUGUCAUCGUGGAGGAGAACAAGAAAGCCUCCGAACAAAACUACAUAAACUUCAAAGGCAUCCUGAUCGGGAACGCGUACAUGGAUGGGGACACAGACUUGCAGGGUAUCGUCGAUUCUGCAUGGCACCACGCCAUCAUCUCGGACGCGCUCUACAGCACCUUCCUCAAGUCCUGCAACUUCAGCAUGGAAAUCCUGUCUCCGGAGUGCGAGGCAGCCUGGGUUGAGUUCGGCGCUCUCUACAAGCUCAUAGAUAUCUACAGCCUCUACACGCCGUAUUGUGAUCUCGGGUACCCAGCUUUGAACGCAUCAUCCUCCUCGGUACAGACCAGACGGAUUGACGCCCGUGUUGAUCUUCUCAAGAUGCCAAUGGGCUUUGAUCCAUGCACGCAAACGUACGCCACCGAGUAUCUGAACCGCGAGGAUGUGCAGAGAGCUCUGCAUGCUAACAGCACCGGGCUGCCGUAUCCCUAUGUUCUUUGCCGUAAUACCAUCAACAGUGUAUGGAAAGACUCCGACAUGACGGUCGUCCCGAUUGUCAAGAAGCUCGCACAAGAAGGGCUUCGCAUAUGGAUUUUCAGCGGCGACACGGAUGGGAGGAUCCCUACCACUUCGACGAGGUACACGUUGAAGAAGCUCGGCCUGCCAAUCAAAGAGGACUGGUCGCCAUGGUUCAGCCACAAGCAGGUUGGUGGAUGGACCGUGGUGUAUGAGGGCCUGACAUUUGUCACGGUGAGAGGAGCCGGGCACACGGUGCCAACCUCGCAGCCCAAGCUGGCGCUCGAGCUCUUCAUGAGCUUCCUGGCCAACCAGAACCUCCCCUCCAAGCCGUUCUAGAAAACACGUCAGGAUUAGCACGUUUUCUGAAUGAGUGUCUCCAUUCAUGAACCGAUUGAUUUCAUGGAGAAUGGUUGUGUUGUGUGCUAGCUCUGCUGUGAUACACCACCUGUCGUUUCUUGUCUAGCUGGUCUGCUAUUUCAUUGUAAUACCCGGCUUGUGGAACCUUUAGUUCACACUUCACAGAUUUUAUUUCAAUGUCAGAGGAUA